AUGUUCAAGCUGGUGGUGUUGUCUGCCCUUUUGGCCUCUGCUCUUGCUAAGCCACACAUUGCCAUCGAAACCGUGCCCCAGGUGGUGAGCGCUUACACCGCUCCCGUUGUGAAGACCGUCGCUACCGCCCCAUUGGUUGCCACUUACUCUGCCCCAUUGGUCACAUCUUCCAGCUACCAAUCUAGAACCGACUUCCAUGGAAAAGCUGUAUUUGCUGAAGCUACCCCAGUCGUAGCUGCUGCCGCCGCUCCGAUCGUUAAGACCAUCGCUGCUGCCCCAGUCGUCGCCGCUUACUCCGCUCCAGUAGUAACUGCUUCCAGCUACCAAACCAGAACCGACAUCCACAGCAAACCAGUUGUCGCCGUCUCCGCUCCUCUUAUCAAAUCGGUUGCUUACACCGCUCCAGUUGCUGUCUCUGCUCCAGCUUACGCUUACACCUCUCCAGUUGUAAACACCUACGCCGCAGCUCAAGCGUUCCCAGUAACUUACACCCAGAACGUACAGUACGUACAUGGUUUGAACGUGGAGGCUGUCAAGCCCGAAUCCGACUCCGUAACCACUGAGGCCAAGGAAACCGUAACCGAAAACGAAUCCAAGGAGAAGGAAGACUCCCAGGAAAACAUCGAAACUGUCACCGAAUCUAAGAACAUCGAGUUGGAUGAGACCGAUAAAUCAGAAGCUCCCAAGACCGAAGAAGUAUCCAAGACCAACGUCGAAUACACUCCAGUCCUCAACACUCCACUUGUCAACACCUACAGCUACGCUGCUCCAGCUCUGACCUACACCCACAACUUGGCUCUCGCCGCUCCAGUAGCUUACAACCAGCACUUCGUUGCUCCAGUAGCUUACGCCCACAACCUCGCCUACGCUCAACAAUGGUAA
This is a messenger RNA of Nicrophorus vespilloides, 882 nucleotides long. RefSeq lists its product as uncharacterized. The record is from RefSeq and is a predicted model, not a curated record. The transcript has a single exon. The coding region runs from base 1 to 882 and encodes 293 amino acids. NCBI's taxonomy places the organism in Eukaryota, Metazoa, Arthropoda, Insecta, Coleoptera, Silphidae.